Molecule: messenger RNA, 2064 nt
Organism: Prosopis cineraria
Lineage: Eukaryota; Viridiplantae; Streptophyta; Magnoliopsida; Fabales; Fabaceae
Product: probable beta-1,4-xylosyltransferase IRX10L
Exons: 4
Coding region: 563-1813 (416 amino acids)
Biological process (GO): plant-type secondary cell wall biogenesis; glucuronoxylan biosynthetic process
Molecular function (GO): 1,4-beta-D-xylan synthase activity; glucuronoxylan glucuronosyltransferase activity
Source: RefSeq, a predicted model, not a curated record
UUUGCCAUACAAAAAAUGUAACAAAUGGGUGACACCUCUGCAAUAGUAAAUGAAAGCAAAUCGAGCACAACAGUGUAGCAUGGUUGGGUUGUGGCGUGUUCAUGCUUUUAUGGUAGUCUGAGAUGGACUGCUCAUCAAACUAGAAAUUUUGCAAAUUCUGCUACUCCAGCUAGGUUCUUCUUCUUCUAUAAUCAAUCGUCAAUCAUUUCCAUUAUUUUAUUUUUUUUUUCUUUCAUCGAAUCGCUGAACUCGUUUUCCUCGUUUCUUCGAAGCAAAUCCGUUUCUUUCUUCUAAUAAUUUUUUGUGGGUGCAUCUAAUCUGUCUCUCUCGUUGCUGCUGGGAAGAACCCAUAUCCCUUUCUUCUAGCUGAGCCUCACAAGCUCAAAUCCUAAGAAAUCUCCCACAACCACUUUCCCUUGCGACGUCUUAACCGUCAUCUUAAAUCAGCUUGACUUGCUUUCAUUCUUCGUCUCGUCUUUUGAGACCAUGUUUGUAUAAACCUUUCCUUCUUCCUGCGCGCCUGUGAGUGAGAAUCCAGAAAUUACGUUGUGGGGAUUCAAAAAUGAAUGCUUGCAAUUUGGUUUUUCUUUGGAUCCUUUUUGCUGCUAUUCUCUGUAGAAGUGGUGCUGUGCAGCGGGGCGGGAAUCAACCUACUGAGAGAAUUUCAGGUAGUGCUGGUGAUGUACUCGAAGACAAUCCAGUGGGCAGGCUGAAGGUCUUUGUUUAUGAACUUCCAAGCAAAUACAAUAAGAAAAUUCUGCAAAAGGACCCAAGAUGCCUCAACCAUAUGUUUGCUGCCGAGAUCUUUAUGCACCGGUUUCUUUUAUCUAGCCCUGUUCGGACCCUUAAUCCUGAAGAAGCUGAUUGGUUUUAUACCCCAGUAUACACUACCUGUGACUUGACCCCAAAUGGCCUUCCCUUACCUUUCAAGUCACCACGAAUGAUGAGAAGUGCUAUCCAGCUUAUAUCUUCAAACUGGCCUUAUUGGAACCGGACAGAAGGAGCAGAUCAUUUCUUCGUGGUUCCUCAUGACUUUGGCGCAUGCUUCCAUUAUCAAGAAGAGAAGGCAAUUGAAAGAGGAAUUCUUCCAUUGCUUCAGCGUGCAACCCUAGUUCAGACAUUUGGACAAAAGAAUCAUGUGUGCCUGAAGGAGGGAUCAGUCACCAUUCCUCCCUAUGCUCCUCCACAGAAAAUGCACACCCACCUGAUUUCUGAAAAGAUUCCUAGGUCCAUUUAUGUUUACUUUCGAGGACUGUUCUAUGAUGUUGGGAAUGACCCUGAAGGUGGUUACUAUGCAAGAGGUGCAAGAGCAGCAGUAUGGGAGAACUUCAAGGACAAUCCACUUUUUGACAUUUCCACCGAGCAUCCAACCACAUACUAUGAGGACAUGCAGCGAGCCGUGUUUUGUUUGUGUCCACUUGGCUGGGCUCCUUGGAGCCCAAGAUUGGUUGAAGCUGUAAUAUUUGGUUGCAUCCCCGUCAUCAUUGCAGAUGAUAUUGUUCUACCCUUUGCUGACGCAAUCCCAUGGGAAGAGAUUGGCGUGUUUGUUGACGAGGAAGAUGUCCCUAAGUUGGAUACCAUACUCACAUCUAUUCCCCCGGAAAUAAUACUUAGAAAGCAGAGAUUGCUUGCUAACCCUUCAAUGAAACAAGCCAUGUUAUUCCCUCAACCUGCUCAACCAGGCGAUGCAUUCCAUCAAGUUCUAAAUGGGCUUGCUCGUAAGCUGCCACAUGACAAGAGGAUAUACUUGAAAGCCGGGGAGAAGAUUCUGAAUUGGACUGCUGGUCCUGUGGGUGACUUGAAACCAUGGUAACAAUGGCAAUUGGCAACAGUUUUCUUUAGAGCCAUUUGCGAUUCUUCACAUAUCUUGGUCAGUCCUCCAAAUGUUCAUAGGGUUGGGUUGUAAUUGAGAAGCCAGUUUUUCUUUGGUUACUCUAAAUUUUGACAUUUUCUUGGACAGUAUAUGAAAUCAUGAAAUCUCCAUUUUGGAGCUCUGUUUCUCUGUAUUUGUUUGUCACAUAAACUGCAUUUAUUUGUAUGGGUUAUUUGUGGCAGAAAUUCCUA